UUAUCUUCUCCGUAUUUAGAUGUGAAUAAAAAAGAAUCGAAUUUUAAUAAAAAGUGUGCAAUAAGUAUAUGAAUUACAUGUGGAUCGAUCAGAAUUAUAAUAAUAAUAAUUAAUCUUUCAUUGAUAUAUAUAACCAGUAUAAUGCGCCAACAAUAUUGUCAAAUACAACAACGAAUAAUAAACCUGACAAGGUUAUAGCCGGGUUAACACAUUAUUUAUCCAUCCUCAGUGUUUAAGGUUGUAGUGUACUGCUAGUGAUUCAUCAUAUGUGUCCAUUUUAUUUAUUUAAUUACAAUUAUUCAAAUUAUUAAACGAUGGAGACCAAUCCAGAGGAUAAUAAUACGGUUGUGGAAAAUUCAGAAGUUGACUUACAAACAAAACUGGAGAGGUUGCAAUCAGAAAAUUCUCACCUGCGAGAAGAAUUCAAUGUCCAGCGAGCUAAAAUGAAAGAAUUAUUUCUGCAAAAAGAAGAGGAACUGAAGAAACGAUCCAAGGAGAAUUUAGAACUGCAGGAUGAAUUAGUUAAAUUAAAGCACGAGUUGGAUGAAUCCAAGAGCCAGCUGGUCGUGGCGAAUAUCAGAUUAGAGAAUGACAUUGACGUAGAGUCCCAUAAAGCUCAAGAAGAGAUAGCGUCACUCCAGCAGGUUAUUCAGGACACGAUGGAAGAGUCAGCGUGCACGCGAGAACAAUUAGAAAUGGAAGUUGCCAAGCUUCGUGCUCACAUUUCGAAAAUAGAGGAAGAAAAUUCGUUCCUUAAAUUACAGAUGUCUAAAGAUUUGCCAGUAGACGGUCCUCAGAUAUCACUAUCGCAUGUCACGAAAACUCUCGCGAGAAAAGUUGUCUCCCAACUGGGAGCUGACUCGCUGUCUCUGGGUUCAGAUAAUAUUGAAGAAAAUAUGAAGAAGGUCAAAAAAUAUGCGCAAGAAGAUGCUGAGGUACUGAGGUCACUGGUUGUACCGCUGGAAGAAGAAAUAAAAGCGUUGAAAGAAAAACUUAGAUCAACGGAUGAUGAAUUGCAGAAAUUUAAAGAGUUACCUCAGCCGCUGUUGCAACCAAAGAAACUAGACGGAGACCAGGGUGAAGCUACGUGUGAUAUGUGUGUAAAUUAUGAAGCUCAAUUGGUUAAAAUUCAGACGACAGCUAAGGAAUUGGAAAAACAAUUGGCUGAAACUGAUAGAAUGCUGCAGGCACAGCGAGAAGAACUGAUAAAAGAGGUGGAGUUUCGCAAAGGAAUGGAGGAAAAGUGGAAUGAGAAAAAAGAAGAGCACAAAAUCAAAGUCACCGAGCUGACUUCAGCUUCGCUGCAGGCUCAGCAAACUCUACAGGAGUUAAAGAUGCAGUUUAGGCAAAUGCAUCAGGGUGUCGGUGAAGAACUAGCUAAAUUGACUCGUGGGAGAGAAGAAGUUCAGAGGCAUUUAAUAGAAUUACAGAGAGAAAAUGAAGUACUUGUAGGUAAACAUAGUAAACAUUCCCAACAGCUGCAAAGUGAGAACAUAAAUAUGCCAAAUACUGUUGAAGAACUACAUAUGAGUUUACUGAGAGCUCACGAAGAUUUGAUUAUUGCAAGAGUAGCUCAAGAAGUUGCGCAGGAAAAAGAAGCUACUAUGCAGUACGAGUUGAAUUUGCUACGGGAACAAAUGAUUGCUGAAAAAGACGAAAAAAUAGAGAGAUUAGAAAAUUCAUUGAGGGAAGCUUUAGUCGCGAGGAAAGAAGCUGAUACGACAAUCGUUGAAUUAAGACAACGGGUAACCAGCCUUCAGCAAGUAUUAGAGACAAGUGGGGAGGUACAGAAAGAUUUUGUUCGACUGUCCCAGUCGCUUCAGGUUCAAUUAGAAAAGAUACGGGAAUCUGGUAGUGAAGUGAGGUGGCAACACGAAGAAGAUGUUGAUGAAUGCCCGACGUGUCAUACCGUUUUUUCGCUUGGAAAGAAAAAAGUGCACUGUCGACACUGCGGUCAUAUAUUUUGUCAAGCUUGUUUAUCUCAUGUUGUAAACAGCGGCCCGAAGCAAAGACCUUCCCGAGUUUGCGGUGUUUGCCACACGUUACUUGUUCCACAUACCGCGCCAUACUUUAGUCAACAACCUCCACAUACACCAGAUUAAUUAAAUUUUAUUUAUUUAGGAUUCCCCGAUGAAAUUAAUUAAUUAAUAAUUAUAAUGAAUAAUUAAAACAGCAAAGUAAAGCGUGCAAUAAAAUAUUUAGUGCGACAAUUUCGUCACACUAAAUUACUAAAACAAUUUCUUUAAUGAAUUUAAUGAUCAUGUUUUAAAAAUAUUUAUCUCUUGAAUAAAAAUUAAAGUUUUCAAACAGAUGAAUUAUAUUUUACAAUUUAAAAUGUUCUGGAGUUCAAAUUUAUCUUGAAUUAAAAUUAUAAAAAAAUAAAAUAAAUAUAAAAAAAAAUAUAAUUUAUUGUUGUACAUAAAUAAUAUGUAACGUUUGAUGUAAAUUUAUGAAAAUAUUAAUGCUUUUGAAUGUAAUUUCACUUUAUUUAUUAUUAUUAUUAUUAUAUCAGCCUCGUGAAUUUUUUUUUUCGUUAAAUUUACUUUUAUUACCCUCGUUAAAAUGGUUUUAUGAUAAUAUUACUAUAAAUAUGUAUUUAUGAAAACGUAAAUAAUCAACACAUUUAUUUAAAA
This is a messenger RNA of Cotesia glomerata, 2633 nucleotides long. It is a transcript of the gene Rbpn-5, whose product is annotated as rab GTPase-binding effector protein 1. Gene Ontology annotation, molecular function: growth factor activity; GTPase activator activity; metal ion binding. Bases 315 to 2102 code for a protein of 595 amino acids. NCBI's taxonomy places the organism in Eukaryota, Metazoa, Arthropoda, Insecta, Hymenoptera, Braconidae. Gene Ontology annotation, cellular component: intracellular membrane-bounded organelle. The transcript has 7 exons. The record is from RefSeq and is a predicted model, not a curated record. Gene Ontology annotation, biological process: endocytosis.